Messenger RNA from Asparagus officinalis (garden asparagus), 676 nucleotides. RefSeq lists its product as uncharacterized. Lineage: Eukaryota; Viridiplantae; Streptophyta; Magnoliopsida; Asparagales; Asparagaceae. The transcript is spliced from 2 exons. The record is from RefSeq and is a predicted model, not a curated record. The annotation marks the transcript as partial. Gene Ontology annotation, biological process: response to red or far red light; negative gravitropism.
ACCAUCCAUGAUUUCUCAAAACCUUUGAUUAACAUGAUGAAAGCAGCAGGGUGGGAUCUUGACGCAGCAGCUCACACCAUUGAUCCUUUAGUAGUUUACGCGAAAAGGGCUCGUAAAAAGUACGCCUUUGAGUCUCAUAUUCGCCAGAAAAUGUUCUGUGGGUUUCAAGAAGAAAGCUUUUCGGCCAAUACGGGAAACCUCAAUGUUUCUUCUAUGGAUCCAUUAGAUAUACUCAGUCAAAGCCCAUAUUCCAUAUUUGGGAAAUUUUGCAGGAGCAAGUACCUAAUGGUUGUUCAUUCGAAAAUGGAGAAUGCCUUUUUUGGGAAUUUGGAUCAAAGGAAUUAUGUGACGAGUGGUGGGCAUCCGAGGACUCCAUUCUAUCAGGCUUUUCUGAAGCUUGCUAAGUCCAUUUGGUUAUUGCACAUGCUUGCUUAUUCUUUUGAUCCCAAAGUUAGGGUUUUUCAAGUUAAGGGAGGGAGUGAAUUCUCAGAGGUUUAUAUGGAAAGUGUAGUGAAGAACUUAACUUUAGAUGAGGAAGAAGAAAAGCCCGGAGUUGGUCUCAUGGUGAUGCCUGGAUUCAUGGUCGGUGGAAGUGUGAUUCAAGCUCAAGUCUAUCUUUCCGGUGUUAAAUCUUCUAAAUGAUGAGAGAGAGAUCAAUUAUUUUGAAAAGUUCAAU